This is a messenger RNA of Heterostelium album PN500, 624 nucleotides long. RefSeq lists its product as uncharacterized. The transcript has 3 exons. NCBI's taxonomy places the organism in Eukaryota, Evosea, Eumycetozoa, Acytosteliales, Acytosteliaceae. The coding region runs from base 1 to 624 and encodes 207 amino acids. The record is from RefSeq and is a predicted model, not a curated record.
AUGCUUAGCAGAAGAUUUGUGUCUGGUAUUAGUAACCAGUUCCAACAAAUAAUUUUGUCACCUGUAUCACUUAAGAGAAACAUUUUAACUAUUUCUCGAUUAACACCUAAUAUCACUAGAUCAUUUUCGAGCAAUAAUCAAUCAAAAGAUAAAAAAGACAAUCAAAAAGAGACAGACAACGAAGUAUUGAUUGAAAUCGAACAAGAGGAGUUAGAUGAAGAAGUUCUUGCCAAGCAGGAAAGAAUUAGAAAAGAAGUGGCAAAAAGAGUUGCUGCAGCUCAAGCGGUCAAGGCAAACAUACAAACAGACAUCGAAGCUGACAAUCAAACAGUGUCAAACACAACUACAGGUCAAAACUUUAAAGCCGAACAGGACCAACAGUCAGAACAACAAGAGGAUAUAAACCAAAAUAUACCGCAAACUAAAGCAAUCUACUCUGCAUUUGCAGCAGCUCUUGCUUUAAUGGCAGGCAGUACAGAGUUUAGUAGCUUAGUACCACCUCAUUCAGUUCAAAUAGCUGAUCAAUUUGAUUCAAUGUCUUUUUACAUUCCAAUCCUCGAAAAAUCAUCACAAUCUUUGAUUGCUUCUGGAAAUAUAGAUAUCGUUAAAGAGGAAGUUUUAUAA